AAGAGGCAGGAAAAGUUAUUCCCGAAGAAAAUAUGCAGCCGUCCAACCUGACGUCAGAUCUGUCUUUAAUAAAGCUUCCCCAGAGUCAAGGAGAAGCGAUUUCCAUCUCCUGUCAAUUCAGCGGCUGGAAACGGACUCCAGCAAAGGGAGUUGGAUGUUGUCUUCUUCCAAGAACUGGGUUCAAUCCAUGUCUUUCACCCUGGCUUCCAGUGAUGAGGUGGCUUCUGCCUUGGCUUCUAGUAACCAGCAGCAUUUUGCAGGUCUUUCCCCAGAAUGCCACCACCACUGUUACCACCACAUCACCACCUGUCAUCUCUUCAGCGACCGAAGUCUACACACGAACACAGUACUGUACAUGGCCAUGUGAAUGUCCAACAACAGUACCUCUGUGUCCCUCAGGGGUCAGUCUGCUCACGGAUGGAUGUGAGUGUUGUAAGAUGUGUGCCAAGCAAAUUGGAGAGAAGUGCACCGAGGCGGACGUCUGUGAUAUUCACAGGGGCUUGUACUGUGACUACAGCAGAGAUGCACCUAGGUACGAAAUAGGAGUGUGUGCACAAAUGGUCGGCGUGGGCUGUCUUCUCAAUGGAAUCAGGUACAACAACGGGCAGAGCUUCCAGCCCAGUUGCAAAUAUAACUGCACCUGCAUCAACGGGGCUGUGGGUUGUAUCCCCCUGUGUACUGACUCCAAGCCGCCCCUCGUUUGGUGCCCAAACCCGAAGCAGAUUAAGGUCAAGGGUGAAUGCUGUGAAGAGUGGGCCUGUGAUUAUUCAAAGAAAAUCAGGAAGACAUCUCCACGACAUCUCUCUUCAGCAGUUUAUGGAGGAGACAUUGAAACAUGGCAGAAGAACUGUAUCCUGCAAACAUCUUCCUGGAGCCCUUGUUCCAAGACUUGCGGAAUGGGCGUUUCCACAAGGAUCUCAAAUGAUAACGCCCAGUGCCAGUUUAUGAAACAGAGCCGGCUCUGUAUUCUGCGCCCUUGCGAGGUGGACAUCACCAAGCACAUUAAGCCUGGGAAGAAAUGCUUAGCAGUGUACAGAGGAGAGGAGCCCAUGAACUAUACGCUCUCUGGGUGCACAAGUAGGGUCAACUACAGGCCUAAGUACUGUGGCCUUUGUAUGGAUGACCGUUGCUGUACGCCCUACAAAUCAAAGACCAUUGAAGUCAACUUUCACUGUCCAGAUGGGACCAGCUUUUCCAGGAACAUCAUGUGGAUUAAUGCCUGUUUCUGCAACCUGAAUUGCAAGAACCCCAAUGACAUCUUUGCUGACUUAGCUCAUUAUCAUGAUUACUCUGAAAUUGCUAAUUGACUUGACAGGAGUUGAUGGGAGGGGGGAGAGGAGAAGCACAAGAAAAAAAAGGAAAAAAAAAAACAGGCUGCCAAGACCUACAAUGUAUUAUUACUCUGAUUUUACAGAGGGUUAAAAAUUAAUAAUUAAAGAAGAGGUUGUUGUUUUUGUUGUUAUUGCAACUGUUUCACCUGGAUAGAUAGAUAGAUAGAUAUAGAUAUAUAUAAUUUCAUCAAGGUAGCUUAAAGCUACCUUUGGCUCAAUCUGUGGGUUUUAGAAGUCAUGCUGGGAACAAAUUGUUGGAAAGCAGGCUGUUAGCUCUUUGUGCGUAUCCACAGCUGUGUGAGAGACUAAAUCAGCUUUUAAGAUCAGGUUUCUGAUCUAUCAGGCACAACGUUGUAAUAAAGCAAGCCCGUUGCUGAGCAUUAGCAAAGAAACUAAUGGGAUAUUUAAGCUUUGAACCCGUUUGGUCUUUCCUUUCUCCUACAUAUUUCAUAAAGUUCAGUAAUAGUGGAACUUAACUUCGUAAAUAAGCUCAUAAAAGCUACCAGGCUGUUGUAUGAGCUAACCAGCUGUGGGCUGAGACAUGUGAGAAAUUAUGGAGAAAAAUGGAGAUUUCCUAUCCUUGCAAAACCAUCAUUCGUUUCUGAGCAGUGCAUAAAGGAGGGAGUGUUCCUAGGAACAGGGAACACAACUCACUUCUCUGAAGAAAUGGCUCUUUUUCAACUUUGGCAAGGCUGGCUUGGGAAUUCUGGGAGAUCUCUUUCCCCAGCAUAUUCCACACCAGGCACCAGUUUCAUGAAAGCCAUGGUUUGGCACACAACCUAGAUCCCGUGCACGUGGAGAAGACGUUUUGCUCGCUCGCCCGGUGUGGCCCGGUUCCUAACAAUCCAUGGACCAGUACCAGUCUGUGGCCCAAGGGCUGGGGACCCCUGUUGUAGAAGCCUUUAAGGUCAACCACCAGUGACUUCUGGUUCCCCCCCCCCCAGAAGAGUCGUGUUUUUGAAUGGCAAAGACAAGCCAGCGAACAGGGAGAUCAUGUCUUCAACCUCUGUGUCUCACUAAUUUCUUGGAAUUGGCAAAUCACCAACUGCUGCUCAGGUUUCACGUGUCCCAAGUUGUUUAAAUGCCGGUCUAUAGCUACCUAAGCUCCUUUUUAUCCUUUCCUAACUGGUCUGAUUAGAUGCCCUUCGGUAAACUGCCACCCUCCAGAUUUACAAGGACACUGCUUGGAAACCAGCUUAGUUGUGAUCCUGACACACCUAAGAGAUUCAGGCUAGGGAAGAAAGAAAGACUGACUUUUAAUGUUUUUUUUUAAAGUCCUGCUCAUUCAGUUAUUCAUAAUAAAAAGCAUUAUUCCUCCUCCUCCUCUUCCACUCCCCCACAAACAAACAUCCUUACCACUAUUCUGGACACAGAAAAAAAAAACCCAAACACUGCAAAGUUACAAAUUUAUUUUGUUUGAAAUAAAUACAAAUAAUUCAUUAAUAAACUUUCCCCCAAAUAGGCAUGUCGAGCCUAUUACAAUCUGCUAUUCCUCAUUAUAAAGUUUCCAGAACACUUUGAAGUGGUUAUUUGAAGGAGGAAAAAAAAACAAAACAAAACCCAGGCAAUUAACCUAGGGUGGAAAUCAGUUCUCGUAAACUACCUCAGAUAGUCAGCUCCGGAGAUGCUAAAUGAUGUAAAUGCUCAAUAUCCAAAAAUUCAUUAGCUAUAUUAAGUCUUUGUGAAGUAGCAAAUAGAUCAAGCCAGUGGAAAAAUAGAUAUAAUUAUGUUUCUAUAAAAACUAGAAUUCUCAUCUAUGCCAGAAACCUGGCGAGCUGUCUUGCUCAUAGCUUCCCAUCCUGUAGCGCUGCAGACACCGGCAAAGUAGCUUUUAAACUGUAGAAUCAAUACAAUCUAAUUUUACAAUCAUCAAACUAAAUCUCUUUAUUACAGCUUUGCCUCUUCCUCCAACAUUUUUCGGACAUUUAUCCAGCUCCAAUUUCAAAGUCUUAAGAGGUUGAUCAGAUAGUUCUUUGUAAUCACUAUACACGAAUUCCACUGUCUUAAUUUACUGCUAGAGUAAAUUCAAGAAUGAGAUGCUUGUUACUUCUGAUCCAAACAAUUUUGAAGCAAAUAUUAGAGGUGAAUGAGUGGGUGGGGAUAUCCCUGCAGGAAAACGUGCAAUACCAAAGUGGUUUAAUUACAGUAAAGACAACAGCUUUAUCUAUUGCUGCUGCUUCUUAAAGAUAUCACCCGUUGAAAUGCAAAAUUUAAGACCAAAUUUUUAAAUUUCUAAAAAUCCCGAACCCUUGCUCUGAUUAAGCAGCAUGAAAGGACUGCAACUAAGUUCUCAGGUCUGGAAUCUCUGAAAGGCAGUGGGCUUUGCCUCCAAGUUGUAUCAAUUUCCCCGUUUUUAAUGUGGUUGUGUAGCAAAUAAAGAGCUUGGAUGCUAUCCAUGAAGCCAGUCACUCAACUCCCUUUGAGGAAUAGGUAUAGUCAGACCAGAGGCUGAAGAG
Molecule: messenger RNA, 3787 nt
Organism: Crotalus tigris (Tiger rattlesnake)
Lineage: Eukaryota; Metazoa; Chordata; Lepidosauria; Squamata; Viperidae
Gene: CCN4
Product: cellular communication network factor 4
Exons: 5
Coding region: 33-1307 (424 amino acids)
Biological process (GO): signal transduction; cell adhesion
Cellular component (GO): extracellular region; extracellular matrix
Molecular function (GO): integrin binding; heparin binding
Source: RefSeq, a predicted model, not a curated record